Poecilia reticulata (guppy) is the source of this 855-nucleotide messenger RNA. The record is from RefSeq and is a predicted model, not a curated record. NCBI's taxonomy places the organism in Eukaryota, Metazoa, Chordata, Actinopteri, Cyprinodontiformes, Poeciliidae.
UCUCCUUUGUCAACUCGGAGUCUAUGCGCCUUUGAGCUGCUGACGGUGCAGUGGGGGUACGCUGUGCUGUAGCUUUUGAUUUUAUAUCUUCAUGAGAAUUUGAUUAAUCUGAAACCUUGGCUAUUUUACACCGGAUAUUUAAAAAUGGAUUUGCACAAAAAAGCUUUUGUGACGUGGAGCUGCUACGCAUUUUUACUGCUGAACGUGGCGCAUGGAGACAUGAGCUAUUCUUUCCCGGAGGAGAUGAAACGAGGUUCAGUUAUUGGAAAUGUCGCAAAGGAUCUCGGGCUGCAGACAGGUGCGCUGWCCACCAGAAGAGCCCGAAUUGACACCGAGGAGAGCGAUAAAAGUUACUGUGACAUCAACGUGAGGAGCGGAGAGCUGAUAGUGACCGAGAGGAUUGACCGUGAGGAGCUUUGUGGCGAAAAGGCUUCGUGCGUCUUAAAACAAGAGCUCGUUCUGGAGAAUCCUCUGGAGCUGCAUCGGAUCAGCCUUCAUGUUCAAGAUAUAAAUGAUAACUCGCCACAGUUUAAGGAUGAAUUUAUUACGUUAGAAAUUCAUGAAUCGGCAGACAGGGGAGCUCGCUUUGUGAUCGAGGAGGCGCACGAUGCGGAUGUAGGACAAAAUUCAGUUCAGCAGUAUAGCCUUGAGAAGAACGAAMAUUUCAUUCURGCUGCUAAUGGAAACACAGUGGAGCUUGUUUURGAUAAGGAGCUUGAUCGAGAAAAACAGAAAGAAAUUAAUAUWCUCCUUACAGCUUUAGAUGGCGGAUCUCCUCAGAGAUCAGGUACAGUGGUCAUACAUGUAACUGUACUGGAUGCUAAUGAUAACGCCCCAGUGAUCCAGAACCAGUGA